Molecule: messenger RNA, 1469 nt
Organism: Thalassophryne amazonica
Lineage: Eukaryota; Metazoa; Chordata; Actinopteri; Batrachoidiformes; Batrachoididae
Product: zinc finger protein 16-like
Exons: 3
Coding region: 40-1428 (462 amino acids)
Source: RefSeq, a predicted model, not a curated record
ACCACUUCCGCUUCAAAUCGCCCAGCGCUGGAGUCAGUGAUGGCGUCUCUUUGCGUUAUAAACGACUUUAUUUCUGAUCGGCUGGCAGCGGUUGCAAUUGAGAUUUUUGCGGUGGUAGAAAAAACAUUAUUAGUGUAUCAGGAAGAAAUCAGGCGCUCUAAACAGGAGCUAGAUCAUCUGAAGAUACUGCAGCUCUUUCAAAAUCAUGCAGAAACCCAUCAGGCCAGUCUUCCUCCUUGCUGUAUUGAGACUUCUCCGCCCUCCUGUGAGAUCCAGGAGCAGCAACAGACCAAUCAUAUUAAAGAAAAGCAUGAAGAGGGAGCUGAUCAGCGAGAGAUGCUCCGCGAGGUGAAGUUUGAAAGCAAUGGUAACACACUGUUACAAAACAUAAAUGGCAGUGAGGAUUCCCAUCUGCCCUUGCGUGACACCAUAACUAUUGCUGAGUACAGUCCCAUCCCUGCAGCAGUGGACAUCAAAUCUGAACCCGGUAAUGAUGAACGUGCCACUUCUCCAUCAAGCAGAGAGGUGAAGAUCUCCUGUGAUGUUAAACCUGAUUGUUCUGGAUUACAGCAAGAAGCCCUGAAAGAUCCUCUUGAGGCGGACAGACCCAGUGAUCAGAUGUGCGCUGAUCCAGAUUGGCACCCCUGUCAGGACGACAACGCUCCAGGUCCCGAAUCAGUUAAAGAAGAAAAAGUGACGCUGACUGGUCCUGUGGAAGAGAUUACGUGUGAUGGCAAACACUCUUUCCAUUCAAACACGAUGGCUUAUGAUGAGCCUCCAAGUUCAGACCAAAGCCAAGACGUUAAUCAAAGGCACGGAAGAGUUUACACAACAGAGGAACAGAGUAAAGAAGGAUUGGAACCGUCUGGCCUGACAAGAGACUCUGUGCACUUCUACUCAGUGGCUUCGGCGUGUGUACCUCCAUCUGAAUAUAGGGAGAAUACAGGAAAAUGCUUUAUAGCUCUCUCACUGAAAGAACUCAGGCUGAGGAACAGACAAAAAUCCAUCACGCGCUGUCUAGCAAGAAGUGGGACACCAGCUAAAGAAGGCGCAAGCAGUGCGUUCAAUCAAAGACGACACAUGUGUUCGAUCUGUGGAAAGUGUUUCAGAGACUCCAGCCACUUGAGGGAUCAUGUGAGAAUCCAUACAGGAGAGAAACCAUUCCAGUGUCAGAAAUGUGGCAAGAGCUUCAGGCAGCGUGGGACUUUGAAUUUGCACACGAGAAUCCACACAGGAGAACGGCCCCAUGAGUGCAGCGACUGUGGCCGCCGCUUCUUCAGAAAAUGUGACAUGGAUUCGCACAAAGUGACACAUACUAGGGAAAAACCCCACGUGUGUGUCACAUGUGGGAAAAGCUUUCAAAGAAAACACAGCUUAAACGUCCAUGUAAGGACUCAUGUAGUUGAUCGUACGGAUGGUCAACUAUGAGCGUGUUAAGUAUUAGUCACAAGUAAUUGGAGAAACUAAAA